AUGUACUUUUCUGCUCAGGAGACCUCCGCUCGCCUCCCACGCCAUCGCGAAGAGCCGCGGAGGGAACCGCUGAGAGAGACUUCCAACUCGUCGGGCGGCGGCGGCGGCGGCGGGUCUUCGUCCUCCUCCUCCUCUUGCACCCCAUCGAGGCGCCUGCACGUCCUGCCCUGCUUGCACGCUUUCUGCCGCCAGUGCCUGGAGGCGCAGCGCCAUCCAACCGCGGGGGACGCUCUCAAGCUGCGUUGCCCCAUCUGCGACCAGAAGGUGGUGAUCUCGGAGCCGUCGGGCAUGGACGCGCUGCCUUCCUCCAACUUCCUCCUCAGCAACCUGCUCGACGUGGUCGUGGUGGCCGCCGCCGUCCGCCUCACCAAAGACCACUUCAUCGAGCGCUUCGCCCCGGGCCCGCCCGCGCCGACCGGGCCCGGGUCCGCCUCGGCGGCCGCCCAGCUCACCCUCAGCCAGCCCUAUGCCGCCCAGCCUUACAACAUCCUCUCCGUCUUCCCGGACAGGGUGAACUACUGCCAGCACCACGACGACGAGGUGUUGCAUUUCUAUUGUGACACAUGUUCUGUUCCCAUCUGCCGGGAAUGCACCAUGGAACGGCAUGUGGGCCACAGUUUUAUCUACCUCCAGGAUGCUCUGCAGGACUCCAGAACCCUGACGAUUCAACUAUUAGCUGAUGCUCAACAGGGACGCCAGGCCAUUCAGCUCAGUAUUGAGCAGGCCCAAGCUGUAGCAGAGCAAGUUGAAAUGAAGGCAAAGAUGGUACAAUCUGAAGUGAAGGCAGUGACAUCUAGACACAAGAAGGCACUGGAAGAAAGGGAGUGUGAGCUGCUAUGGAAGGUGGAGAAAAUCCGUCAAGUGAAAGCCAAGUCACUGUACCUACAGGUUGAAAAAUUACGUCAGAACCUCAACAAGCUUGACAACACCAUCAGUGCAGUCCAGCAGGUGCUGGAGGAGGGCCGGAACAUGGACAUUCUCUUGGCUCGAGAUCGGAUGCUCGCUCAGGUGCAGGAACUGAAGAAUGUUCGGGGCUUCUUGCAGCCUCAAGAGGAUGACAGGGUCAUGUUCACUCCUCCUGACCAGGCAUUGCAUAUGGCCAUCAAGUCCAUGGGGUUUGUCAGUAGCGGGGCCUUCGCUCCUCUGACCAAAGCCACUGGGGAAGGUCUCAAACGUGCACUGCAAGGCAAAGUGGCCUCUUUCACAGUCAUUGGCUAUGAUCACGAUGGGGAGCUGCGCCUUUCUGGGGGGGACAUGAUCUCUGCUGUGGUCAUGGGGCCAGAUGGAAACCUUUUUGGAGCAGAUAUUAGUGACCAGCAGAAUGGAACCUACCUCGUCAGUUACAGGCCACAGAUGGAAGGGGAGCACCUGAUAUCAGUCAUGAUGUGCAACCAGCAUAUAGAAAACAGUCCAUUCAAAGUCACAGUCAAGUCAGGGCGUAGCUAUGUGGGCAUUGGACUCCCAGGGCUCUGCUUUGCCAGUGAAGGGGAUAGUGAUGGGAAGCUGUGCCGUCCCUGGGGGGUUAGUGUAGAUAAGGAAGGCUAUAUCAUUGUGGCCGAUCGUAGCAACAACCGAAUCCAGGUGUUUAAGCCUUGUGGUGUUUUCCACCACAAGUUUGGCACCUUGGGUUCCAGACCUGGCCAGUUUGAUAGGCCUGCUGGCGUUGCCUGUGAUUCCUCACGGAGGAUUAUUGUGGCAGACAAGGACAAUCAUCGCAUCCAGAUCUUUACAUUUGAUGGCCAGUUCAUUCUGAAGUUUGGGGAGAAAGGCACAAAGAAUGGGCAGUUCAAUUACCCAUGGGAUGUAGCAGUAAACUCUGAAGGAAAAAUCCUGGUGUCCGACACAAGGAAUCAUCGGGUUCAGCUGUUUGGGCCUGACGGAGUGUUUCUGAAUAAGUAUGGUUUUGAAGGAGCACUCUGGAAGCACUUUGACUCCCCAAGAGGUGUGACAUUCAAUCACGAGGGCCAUCUAGUCGUGACAGAUUUCAACAAUCAUCGUCUCCUGGUUAUCCAUCCUGACUGUCAGUCAGCCCGCUUUCUUGGUUCUGAAGGCACAAGCAAUGGGCAAUUUCUGCGCCCACAAGGUGUGGCUGUGGACCAGGAGGGUCGUAUCAUUGUGGCAGAUUCCAGGAACCAUCGUGUGCAGAUCUUUGAGCCGAAUGGUAGUUUUUUAUGCAAAUUUGGAACUCAGGGAAGUGGCUUUGGUCAGAUGGACCGUCCUUCAGGUAUUACAGUCACCCCAGAUGGCAUGAUUGUUGUGGUUGACUUUGGAAACAAUCGGAUCCUUGUCUUCUAAUCUGUGUUUAUCUGUAAUAGGAACAAACUGUCUCAGGGAAAAUCAUUUUAAGAGAACACACACACACAUACACACAGAGAGAGACAUAUGUAUUACAAUGUUAGUUCAAACCUACCUCAUCUUUAAUUUUUUUUAAAUAGACGAAUGUACUUUCUAUUUUUAUCUGCAGGGAGUGAACCUGUAGUGUUAUUAAGAACUCUUUAUCUACCUCAUUAUCUUUGUGUUCUUACCUCCACAGUAUACACAGAGCAGUUUAAAGUUAAACCUCAUUUCCCUGGAUGGGACAUUCAUGCUAAAACAUGUUUGUGUGCAUGUUCUGCUGGUUUAUAUGGUAUAUUCUGUAGAUUCUGCAAAAAAAAAAA
Messenger RNA from Pogona vitticeps (central bearded dragon), 2657 nucleotides. The record is from RefSeq and is a predicted model, not a curated record. NCBI's taxonomy places the organism in Eukaryota, Metazoa, Chordata, Lepidosauria, Squamata, Agamidae.